Capsella rubella is the source of this 936-nucleotide messenger RNA. Its product is annotated as putative F-box protein At5g44220. Gene Ontology annotation, molecular function: protein binding. Bases 1 to 936 code for a protein of 311 amino acids. NCBI's taxonomy places the organism in Eukaryota, Viridiplantae, Streptophyta, Magnoliopsida, Brassicales, Brassicaceae. The record is from RefSeq and is a predicted model, not a curated record. The transcript has 2 exons.
AUGGUUGUUAAAUCAACAUUGACGUCUUCACGAGCUAGGGUUAGAAAAAAGAGAAACAAGAUUUUAGAAGACCAAACCACAAUAUCAGAUUUGCUUCCGACAGAUCUCCUUAUGGACAUAUUAAAACGGUUACAAGCAAAAACCCUAGUUAGGUUCCUAUGCGUAUCAAAGCUUUGGUCAUCAAUCAUCCGCUGCAAAGAUUUCAAGAAACUCUUCCUCACCGAGUCUUCGAAUCGACAGCAUCCUCUUUUCUUUACCUCGAGCCGUGUCAAACACGGAAAAGCAGUUUUUGGCCUUUUCUCUCUUGACACCCAUGAUUCAGGUGAAGCCUUAAUUAUAGAUGCCUACCAUAAAACACAUCUUCCAUAUUAUUACACAAACGCUUCCCAUGUUGGCGGUUUGAUUUGCUUUGGCACUGGAUUAAAUUAUGUGGAACUUGUAGUAUACAAUACAAGCACAAGAAGAUCAAUCACAUUGCCCAAACUUGACUCUCAAAGUUAUCUUAAACACUUCUUGAUUUAUGAUCCUAUCGAUGGUGUUUACAAAGUCUUGUGUAUGACUCAAUCAAGGAAAACACCAGAAUGGAAGCUUGUGUUUCAGGUUUUGACUUUGGGGAUUGAGAAUCCAUGGAAGAUGAUUGAAGGUGCAUGGCAUACUCAUCAUGCAUUGCAUACUCAUCAUACACCUACCAGUUACGAUAUAUGUAUCAAUGUUGUUUUAUAUUACCAAGCUUAUGAUGUGGGUGAUUAUUUCGUCGUGCGUUUUGAUGUUAGGUCGGAAAAAUUUGAUCUUAUAAACAGACCCGACGAAGUUAAUGCCAAAUUACUAAGUGCAACCAUUAUGAUAAGGUAUGAGGGGAAGCUAGCUCUCAUGUCCACAUGCAUCUAUCCUGAGGAGCCUGAGCUCAUGGUUGGUUGCACCGAGGUUGGUGACUAA